Molecule: messenger RNA, 2599 nt
Organism: Larimichthys crocea (large yellow croaker)
Lineage: Eukaryota; Metazoa; Chordata; Actinopteri; Sciaenidae
Gene: acss3
Product: acyl-CoA synthetase short chain family member 3
Exons: 16
Coding region: 186-2366 (726 amino acids)
Cellular component (GO): mitochondrial matrix
Molecular function (GO): propionate-CoA ligase activity
Source: RefSeq, a predicted model, not a curated record
UUAAUGCAUUAGGUUUGUUUGCAGGGCGGUUCAUGUGUUACGCAAUAGUUGUUUUAUUGUGGCUCAAAGCUCCUCCUGCAUCCACAACUACAUCCAGUUCAUAGUUCGCAUUCUUGGAUUCCUGGAUUUCUGCAGGGCUCGUCUUCUCCCCCUCCCUCCCUCCGCAUGACGUCGCUGAGAGUUGCAUGAAAGAAACAGCGGAAGAAGGAGAAAGAAGAAAGUUUGCUUUUGCUUUUUUAAAAUUCACUCCAGCAGCAAUGCACUUCCACAUAAAACACAUCCUGCGCCUGAAUCACUGCGCUCCCCUCCAGCGCAAGAGGACACUCGGGAGGAAACUGUGGACAGCUGCUGCACAACAACAACAAAAACAACAACAACGUGGUUUCAGAGCUCCAGGAUCGCAUGUGUGUGCAGACACCAGGACGUAUUUCACCCCGCGGGGCUGCAGGAGCUAUGCGUCCGACACCGCGUACGGCCGAGCCUUCGCCACGGCCAGGGACAACCCCGAGACAUUCUGGGGGGAGAUGGGACAGGAUAUCAGCUGGUUUGAACCGUGGAGUAAAACUUUGCACAUUGAGGAUCCAGUGUUUCCAAACUGGUUUCUAGGAGGGAAGCUGAACAUGUGCUACAAUGCUGUGGAUCGUCAUGUAGAGAGCGGCCGUGGGGAGCAAGCUGCCAUAAUUUAUGACAGCCCAGUGACUGGAACUAAACAGAUCAUCACUUUCAGGGAACUUCAGCACCAGGUGUCCAAGUUAGCAGGAGUCUUGGUGAAGCAUGGCGUCCGGAAAGGAGACCUGGUGGUCAUCUACAUGCCCAUGGUGCCGCAGGCCAUGUUCACCAUGUUGGCGUGUGCGCGCAUUGGUGCCCCGCACAGCCUCAUCUUUGGCGGCUUCGCUUCCAAAGAACUCUCCGUCCGCAUCGAUCACGCCAAGCCCAAGCUGCUGGUUACAGCCUCGUUUGGCAUCGAGCCAGGCAGAAAAGUAGAGUACAUCCCUCUGGUGGAGAAGGCCUUGGAGCUGAGCUCUCACAGGCCCUCGAAAGUCCUCGUCUACAACAGGCCUAACAUGGAGAGAGUCUCAAUGAGUCCAGAGUUGAGUCUGGACUGGGAGGAAGAGAUGGCCAAAGCUCAGCCUCAUGACUGCGUUUCUGUCCCGUCCAACCACCCUCUCUACGUCCUGUAUACGUCCGGGACCACAGGAACACCAAAGGGUGUUGUGCGAGACACUGCAGGCUAUGCUGUGAUGCUGAAAUGGACCAUGUCAAAUAUUUAUGGACUCAAGCCUGGAGAUGUUUGGUGGGCUGCGUCAGACCUCGGCUGGGUGGUCGGCCAUUCAUAUAUCUGCUACGGCCCUCUGCUCCAUGGCAACAGCACGAUCCUCUAUGAGGGCAAGCCUGUGGGGACUCCGGACCCUGGGGCGUUCUUCCGUGUCCUGUCUGAAAACGGCGCCUCCUCCAUGUUCACAGCACCCACCGCGAUCCGAGCCAUUCGCCAGCAGGACCCCCAUGCUGCUAUCGGGAAAAAAUACCCCCUGUCCAGGUUGCGGUCUUUAUUCUUGGCGGGAGAGCGAUGUGAUGUGGAGACGCUGGAGUGGGCAAAGAAGAGCUUUGGGGUUCCUGUCCUGGAUCACUGGUGGCAGACUGAAACCGGCUCACCCAUCACCUCCUCCUGUAUCGGGCUGGGGAACCCACUCACGCCACCUGCAGGUCAGGCUGGCAAACCUGUUCCAGGUUACAACGUCACGGUGAUCGAUGAUGACAUGCAGGAGGUAAAGCCAAGAACCCUGGGAAAUAUUGUGGUGAGGCUGCCUUUAGCACCCGGUGCAGCGCUGUCGCUGUGGCAGAACCGCGAUCUGUUCAAGAAGCUCUACUUCACCAAGUUCCCGGGUUACUACGACACCAUGGACGCAGGUUUCAUGGACGACGAGGGUUUCCUUUACAUCAUGUCCCGGUCCGACGACGUCAUCAACGUGGCAGGCCACAGGCUGUCCGCUGGAGCGUUGGAGGAGUCAGUGCUGCUGCACCCUGCAGUGGGAGACUGCGCCGUGGUGGGUCUAGAGGACAGUCUGAAGGGUGCUGUUCCCCUGGCCCUGUGUGUACUCAAAAAUGGUGUGCAGAAAACCGAAGAGGAGAUCGUGAACGAGAUGGUGAAGCUCGUGAGAGACACCAUCGGACCGGUGGCCGCCUUCAGGAAAGUGCUUUUUGUCCAAGGAUUGCCGAAGACGCGAUCCGGCAAGAUCCCGCGCUCGUCUCUGGCAAACCUGGUCAACGGCAAGCCGUACAAGAUCACUCCGACCAUCGAGGACCCGGACGUGUUCAAAGACAUCGAGGGGCAGGUAGAAAAAGUCCUGAGACGCCGCCGAGCCUGAAGAAAACGAAGGUCGGCGACACGAACUGUGCGUGAACUUCGACGUAAAGCAGCUUUUAAAACAUUUAAGUCUUCGCCUCGUGUGAAACUGUAGCAGGGUUGAUGUAACUGACUGAAGAAAAUCACAUUCACUGACAGUAGUUUUGUUUUUGUUUUUUUAUUGACAAUGAAAAUUUGCUUGCUCACCACUUAGUUUUGACCAAAGUACAAGAAUAAAUUAAAAAAAAAAAAAAA